UAAGCGAGUAGCUCUAUGUUAUGCGCGGUUGUUUCUGGAGGGACGUAUUAAAGCGCUGCACACAGUUGUUUGAUGGCAGACAAGCAGGAGGUCGCAGUUUGUGGGUGUAAAGGGAUCAGAACGUGUCUGAUCUGUGAAGGAAAGGAUGGAAAACACCAGUUACAGCAUCAAACACACACGAUACAGUAUGAUUUUAGGUAUGAUCCAGAGUCAAAGCUAGCGGUGCCAGCUGGAAGUUCCGUUCUAGAGUCUUUUCCAUUUCCUGGUGUCUUUCUGUGGGAGAACUUUGUCUCGGAGGAUGAGGAGACUGAGUUGGUGGAAAAAAUGGAUCAAGAUAUCUGGAGAGAGUCCCAGUCUGGUAGGCGGAAACAGGACUUUGGACCCAAAGUAAAUUUUAAAAAGCAGCGUAUUCGACUUGGUGGGUUUAAUGGCCUUCCUGCUCUUAGCCAUAAACUGGUGGACAGGAUGACAAAGGAGCCUUUGUUAUCUGGAUUUCGACCUGUGGAACAAUGCAACCUGGACUACGACCCAAAGCGGGGGUCCGCUAUUGACCCUCACCUUGAUGACAGUUGGCUUUGGGGGGAGCGCUUAGUUACCAUCAAUCUGCUGUCUGACACCGUUCUCACCAUGAGUUUGGAUAAAUGCUGGGGAGACAUGGACCAGGGAGAGGUGAGAGUCGCUGUGAACUUACCACGCAGGUGUUUGAUUGUACUGUAUGGAGACGCACGACAUCAUUGGAAACACGCUAUUCACCGAAAGGACAUUCAAAGCAGGAGGGUGUGCAGUACUUUCAGAGAGCUGUCUGCAGAGUUUUUGGAAGGUGGAAAGCAAGAAGCGUUAGGCUUGGGAUUGCUGGAUGUAGCAAUGAGCUAUAAUGGAGUUCCCAUAAAUAGCUAAUAAUUAAUAUGUUUGUGUGUGUGAGAUGCUUCCUAGGGGUGCCUGUACAUCUUAAGACAAGUCUGAGCUGACAUUGUAUUCCUAUGCAUAUUUAAAUAAGAAAUCCAGUGUGAAAUGAAAUUGGGGUGUAGUAAAACAUAACAAGUAAAAACUUUUGUUGAACAGCCCACCUCCAUACCCCAUCAUUCCUAAAUACAUUAUUGUGUAAAUCCAUAUUUACACAAUAAAAAAGGCUCAAAGUAGUUCAUCAUUUUAUUGGUAUAAUUCUGAGGACCCUGACAUUUAAAAUGAGGCACUGAUAAACUUUUGUUUAUGUUAAGAGUUUACUUGAGCAGUGCCUGUACAUCAAGAGACAAGCCUGGACUGAUCCCUACACAGUGUUAUAGACCUUACAUUGUGUUUCUGUGAAUCUUUAAAGUGGAUUAAGUGCACAGGAUUAUUUACUGAUUGCCUUGUUUUUUAAAACCCAAUAAAAAUAUGAACAUGUCAAACAGAACAUGUCCUAAAGGUGGUGUUAUCUGAUGUAUGACUUUUUUUUGCCCAGUGGUGACACUAAUGUCUCCUCACACUUUGCAGUAUCAGUAAAAAAUAAAAUGCUAUUGUAAUAAA
Astyanax mexicanus (Mexican tetra) is the source of this 1506-nucleotide messenger RNA. It is a transcript of the gene alkbh4, whose product is annotated as alkB homolog 4, lysine demthylase. Gene Ontology annotation, cellular component: midbody; contractile ring. The record is from RefSeq and is a predicted model, not a curated record. Gene Ontology annotation, biological process: protein demethylation; oxidative demethylation; actomyosin structure organization. NCBI's taxonomy places the organism in Eukaryota, Metazoa, Chordata, Actinopteri, Characiformes, Acestrorhamphidae. The coding region runs from base 73 to 897 and encodes 274 amino acids. Gene Ontology annotation, molecular function: actin binding; oxidoreductase activity; demethylase activity. The transcript has 3 exons.